AUGGCAUCCCAAGAAGAACAAGUUCAGGGCAUGCUCCAACAUGCCGAACAAUGCUCAUCGACUCAUCAGCCCUUGCCAACUUUGGAACAAUUGAGGGCCUCUCUACCACCUGGCGCAAGCGUAGUCAUGGUCGUAACCUGUUGCGACCCGCGCGUCCUUCCUGACCAGUUUCUUGGCGGAUUUGGAAUGAAAGUCAGCGAGGUUAGAAACGCCGGUGGGCGUGCAAGCGAAGCCCUAAGAUCCAUCAUCUGCGUCGACCAUGUGCUUGGCGUUGGCGCAGUCAUUGUCAUCCACCACACCGAUUGCGGACUUACUCACCUCCGGAACGACUUCCUUCACAAGUCCUUGACAGAAAAGGCACCUAAUAAUGCUGCUGAGAUUGCCAAGAUGGACUUUUUAGAGAUUCUCGAUUUGAAAGCAAGUGUCAUUGAAGACAUGAAGAUUCUCAAGGACAGCCCUUAUCUAAAGAAGGACUUGAAGGUCUACGGAUACGUAUAUGACAUCAAGACUGGAGAGCUUCAAGACGUCAAGGAGUAG
Messenger RNA from Trichoderma aggressivum f. europaeum, 537 nucleotides. RefSeq lists its product as uncharacterized. The record is from RefSeq and is a predicted model, not a curated record. The coding region runs from base 1 to 537 and encodes 178 amino acids. Gene Ontology annotation, molecular function: zinc ion binding; carbonate dehydratase activity. NCBI's taxonomy places the organism in Eukaryota, Fungi, Ascomycota, Sordariomycetes, Hypocreales, Hypocreaceae. The transcript has 6 exons.